This is a messenger RNA of Gallus gallus (chicken), 945 nucleotides long. RefSeq names its product noggin 2 (gene NOG2). The coding region runs from base 1 to 624 and encodes 207 amino acids. The transcript has a single exon. Gene Ontology annotation, biological process: negative regulation of BMP signaling pathway; negative regulation of cell differentiation; dorsal/ventral pattern formation. NCBI's taxonomy places the organism in Eukaryota, Metazoa, Chordata, Aves, Galliformes, Phasianidae. The record is from RefSeq and is marked validated.
AUGACGGCCAUCGGGGCGCUCCUGCUCUGCUCCUGCCUGGGGCUGCUGCGGCCGGGCGCCGGGCAGCCCUUCCUGCGGCUGCGGCCCUCGCCCAGCGACAACCUGCCGGUGAAGGACAUCGUGGAGCACCCGGACCCCGAGUACGACCCCAAGGAGCAGGACCUGGACGAGCGGACUCUGCGCAAGAAGCUGGGCAGCCAUUUCGACCCCGGCUUCAUGGCCGUGGCCGUGCCGGGCCCCGCCAACGCCUCCGCGGGCGCCGAGGCGGCGGCGGGGCGGGCGCGGGCGGCGGAGCUGCGGCGGUUGGAGCGGGGCGGGCCGCGGCUGCGGGUGGGCAAGAAGGCGCGGCGGAAGGUGCUGCAGUGGCUCUGGGCGUACACCUACUGCCCCGUGCUCUACACCUGGAAGGACCUGGGCGUCCGCUUCUGGCCGCGCUACAUCAAGGAGGGCAACUGCUUCGCCGAGAAGUCCUGCUCGCUGCCCGAGGGCAUGUUCUGCAAGCCCGUCAAGUCGGUCACCAAGACGUUCCUGCGCUGGCACUGCCAGGGCUGGUCCAGCCAGAAGUACUGCACCUGGAUCCCCGUGCAGUACCCGCUCAUCUCCGAGUGCAAGUGCUCCUGCUAGCACGGCCCCGCGCCGCCCCGGGCCUCGCGCCGCUCUCUUUGCUCGUCGGCAUCUUCCGAGGGGGGGUUCGUCCGCCCUCCCCCUCGGGGCGAGCGCGGGGCGCGAUGGGGGGGGCCGGGGGGAGGAACCGGGUCUGACUUAUUUUAAUGUUAUUUUAUUUGAGAGGGGGAGAAGCGAACCCAGGAACUGCAGGGCAGGCCAAAGGCACAGUAAAGCACUACAAUCAGAUGUCUAUUUUUAUACGUAUAUAGCCUUCUAACGAAAGGAAAAUAAAGUAAUAAUAAUAAAAAACCUAAAAAAAAAAAUAAAAAAAAAAAUCCC